This is a messenger RNA of Ruditapes philippinarum (Manila clam), 1752 nucleotides long. RefSeq lists its product as uncharacterized. The transcript has 3 exons. The coding region runs from base 13 to 894 and encodes 293 amino acids. The record is from RefSeq and is a predicted model, not a curated record. Lineage: Eukaryota; Metazoa; Mollusca; Bivalvia; Venerida; Veneridae.
CAACAACUAAAUAUGGCAUCGACAAAUAAAGAUUUAACUGAAUGUGUUGAAACAGACAACGCAAGUCUUCUAUAUAUUAAGGAAAUUAAAGAGGAGGAAACAUGCGAGUCAUUGAGAUACGUUGCUUGCUCAGAGAAAACAUAUAAUGUGUGUUACCCACCUGAGAGGCCUCAAGUGCAGUAUACAUUAAGUUUCAGCAAUAGACAGGAUCUAGGUUUUGAGCACUAUCAAUGUUCUCAAAAUAAAAAUGACUUAGGUUCUGGGUCAGAUUCUGGUGAAGAAGAACAUAGCCCUUACGGCUCACCAGAAGCAAUUGCACCGUCAGGAAAACCAAAGGCUGUGAUAUCAAUGAGACGAAGACCUGACUGUGAUUACUAUGCGAUUGCAACAUACACUGAACAAAAACGACCUGUAGUUAUGGCAAACGAGAAUAUAAGACAGCAGGGUAGUGGACCAUAUGCAAACGAAGAAACAUGUAUUAACGGAACUCUUGCCUUAUCCGGAUCCUCUAUUGAAAAGUCAUCAAUUUUAUACGAAAGGAAUGGUUAUUGUUUGACGCCCCGUGGUGAUAUGCCAAAACAGUCAAAUGACACAGACAACAUCAACACAAAACGACUUGGACAACGCAAUCGUCGUACUACAAAAGAUAUGUUUGAGGAUGUUAGUAUUCGUCUGGCAACCUUCUUUAACAAACAGGUAGAUUGGCCACAUACAAUUCCAACUGCUGAAAUGAUGGCCAGUGUAGGUCUCAUUUUCAAAGGUGUAUAUACUGUGAACGAGACGACAGUUAAUGAUAUGGUUGAAUGCUACAAGUGUGGCGGGACGCUUUAUGGGUUCACCGAAACGGAUGAUCCCGCUGAAGAACACAGAUCGCAUUAUCCAAAUUGUAAUUGAAGAAGAUAGAAUUGCAGCAUGCUUGACAAAUAAAUUGUUGGCGGAAAGGAACAUCCAAUUUCUAAUGCUUACAAUAUCGGUUAUGUAGCUGGGAAUGCAGUACGAUUCUAUGCGUAUUAAAUGAAUGAAUUUAAACGAAAUAAAUGAAAAAGAACGGAUGGCAGUCACUUUUGUGAUUUUUUUGAAUAUAUAAUCACAUAAUAUACGAUUAAACAGUCAACAAAUAUUGUAUCAUUGGGUUAAUUAUCUGCAAGCAGCCAUGAUGUACGAUGAAAUAAUCUAGUUGCAACUAAAUUAAAAUUCAAAUACGUGUUCAAUCAGAUAUGGAUGACACAUCUCGAUAUCAAUUAUCUAAGUAAUGUAAAUGCUUGAGUGUAUAUGUUUUUACAAAUGGCACAUCGAUAUCACAAACGUUUAUUGAUCAAAACUGGUGAUACGAUUACUUUUUAACUUUGUAAUUUAUAUGCACUACCUGUAGACUGGUAUGAUACAUAAAGAAAUCUAUUUGAAAUGUAUCGGUUAGACUUUAGGUCAAAUAUGUUUGUAUACAAGCAAUACCAAGUUUCGUUUUCCUUUAAUUUAAAAAAUAGAUUACACAAAACUGUUAUGUAGCUAAUGACAUUGUUAAGGCUAAUUACUAGCCAUUUGCAUGUUUAUUGUUUAAAUCAUAAUACAAAUUCGGCAAUUUGGAACCAGCACUAUCCUAUGUAUUAAUGCAAUUAUGUGGAUGCGACAAACUAUAUAACUCAACCGCCGAAAUUAUAUUGCACCUGAGUGUAUUCUUGUACAUGUCCGAGAGAAAUUUUGGUAUUCCACCAGUUAAUGAUUAAAAAAAAUGGUUCAACAGCGUUGAUUGUG